GCCAGAGAAUGUCUAGCGCUAGCAGAGCCGCUAUUCUCUAGAAACGAAGACUUCACUGGUUACCUAGCCGACUUAGCUAAGGAAAGCAAAGGGAUCUAGGUAGAUUGCAAAGAAAUUGAAGAAGUGGAUGUUUAUCUCUCAGUGUGUCAAUCUGAUCUUCAUGACUCAUUGCAAGAUUUGAAUUUCUCUCUGCAACAUGAGCAGUACAAUUCAAAGAAAAAGAAGGAACGCAACUCCAUCUAGUUCCAGAAGCAACGCUAAGACAAGCCGGACGGGUAGCGUGCCAGCAGCUUCGGCUCCAGACCCGAGCGAGACCAUGGAUGUUGCCGAAAGCAGCAGAGCAAGCAGUGAAGAAGACGUGGUGGACCUUACCUGUGAGGGCUCUGAGCCAGCAGCCGUGGUGGACCUGACCAAUAAUGACUCUGUGGUGGUAGUAGAUGAAGCUCCGGUUCUUUCCCUCUCCGCAGGCCCUCACAGCCGGCGUGCGCUCGACAGCGAGAGCUACGUGCUCAGUAGCGACGAGGAGGAAGAGGACACCAACGCGGCCCUCAACGCGGCUGUGCUCUCCUCCCUUCAGGCUAGCAGCAGAGCCAGGUCUACCCCUGGAACUGUCAGCUGCCCAGUGUGUAUGGACACUUAUGGAGAGAUCAUUGAGAGUGGGAGACUGGUGGUCUCCACAAAGUGUGGUCACCUCUUCUGUAGCCAGUGCCUCCGUGAUUCACUGACCAGAUCCCACACCUGUCCCACCUGUAGAAAGAAACUGACCCAUAAGCAAUAUCACCCCAUAUACAUCUGACGACAACACCAUAUAUUUUCAUUUAGCAAACUUGUGUCAAAUUACAUUUAGUCAUUUAAUUGAGUACUGUGUUGUCGAGAGCAAUCAUGAGAUUACAUCUGAGCUGGGUUUAGCAUAAAGGACAAAAAGAGGUUGCAAAAAUUGCUUGACUCAGUACAACACCAGAGCCUAAACCAGCCUAUAGAUUCACCUCAUACACCCCCCCCCCCCCUCCCACCCACACACACACACACAUUCACAUGCACACAUCUGGUUGAUGUUACACAGCUUUUGUCUACCUCUGCGAUGUUAAGUAGCAUGAGCAAAACAUUCUGAUGCAAGCACACAGUCAUACAAUGUUUAAUUUAAUUACAUUUUUUGUUCUGAAGCAACCAGUAAAGGGGCAAUUGUGACCUUUGGCUAGAUACCUCAAAUGUUGAGCUAUAAUAUCAUUUGGAAAUAAUGGGCUAAAUCUUUCAUAUUUAUUUCCAUCACUUUGAGGAAAUCCACAUUAAGACCAAUUGUUUAAGUUAUGUGGAAAAUGGGUCUUACUGCUGAUGAAAAGUUAGAUGCCAGUGAGGCUUGGGUUGUGAAAACAUUGUUGCUGCUGUAAAUAAUGUUGUAUGUAUUGUAUAUAUUGUUGAAUAAGUGAAUCUAAACAAAUGUAUCGUCUACGAUAUUGUCCAUCUUCAAUAAAAUGUCACAUUUUUCAUUGUAAAA
Hypomesus transpacificus is the source of this 1495-nucleotide messenger RNA. It is a transcript of the gene rnf4, whose product is annotated as ring finger protein 4. The record is from RefSeq and is a predicted model, not a curated record. Bases 197 to 796 code for a protein of 199 amino acids. Lineage: Eukaryota; Metazoa; Chordata; Actinopteri; Osmeriformes; Osmeridae. The transcript is spliced from 8 exons. Gene Ontology annotation, molecular function: transcription factor binding; zinc ion binding. Gene Ontology annotation, biological process: positive regulation of transcription by RNA polymerase II.